AUGAACCUUGGGCAACUUCAGACAGGAGGAGUGAGCGUCCUUUCAUUGCGCCAUCCUCGGCGGUUUUUGAAGGGUUUUUUUGCUUGCUGCGGCGCUUGGGAGUCGUCAUGGCAGGGUUAUCCUUUGUCAGAACAAUCGACUAUUGUGGUCAAAUUUGAUCCUGUUUUUUUCCUCAAGACCUCCCUGACCUUGGUCAGCUACUAUCACUACGGCUUGCAAGUCGGAGACAUUCAAAUGGCGAUCUACUCGUACAUGAUGGGACUGUACUACGAGCUCGUGUGUGGGCGUUCGCUUGUGACUGUCACCGAAGAAACGCGAGAGACCAUGGCACAUCUCAAAGCGAUGAAUUGCGACUCCCAAAUGGAACUACUGUCUGUUCUAUUUCAAAGUAUGCUGAACAUGAAAGGGGAAGCAGAAGAUCCUUUGGUACUCAAGGGAGAAGCCAUGGAUGAGACAGCAUUGGAUCCUGCCUCGAUAACUUCUUGGAACGAUGCCCUGAUAAUUGGGUACAAAGGUAUCCUCAAUGCGUAUUGCGGCAAUCAUCAAGCCAACGCUGAAGAGAUUCUUGAAAAGAUGCCCUUCGUAAGAGAUGAAGUUGGCGCCAAUGCAAUCAUAAUGUGGCUUGAUAUCUAUGUCGCUGUGUCUUGUUUGCACUGCGCCCGUUCCAGAGGCAAGCGAUCAGGAAAAUACCGAAAGCAUGGUCAGAAUAUUAGCAAGACGGUCAAGGCAUGGAUUGCCCAAGGGUGUCCAAACUUUUUACACCUUGACUACCUCCUGGAUGCAGAGUUUGCUGUGUUGAAGGGUGAUUUCAAAAAGGCUUGCAAAUGCUAUAAGCUGUCGAUCAAGAUCGGAGAGAAAAUGGGUCGGAUCAACGAUGCUGGGUUGGCAUCCUCGGAGCGGCUUGGGGAAUAUUUGCUUGAAAAGAAGGAUAGAGACGGUGCUUGGAAGGCUCUGCUGCGGUCGAUCGAAUUCUACAAGUUAUGGGCAUCGGAUUACAAAGUGGAAUCGGUACGCUCGACCCACGAAGAGUUUCUUCGUCCAUACCGUGUCUUUCAGAAGUGA
Messenger RNA from Cylindrotheca closterium, 1062 nucleotides. Lineage: Eukaryota; Bacillariophyta; Bacillariophyceae; Bacillariales; Bacillariaceae. The record is from the annotation of a GenBank genome assembly.